GGGAUAUUUAAUGUACUGAUGGUUUUUACUUAAGAAAAAUCAGGGUAUCUUCAAUAAGAGAGAGGAGACUGACACCAUAGCCACACCAGAGGAUGGAGAAAUCAAUUGCAAUGAAUGGAGGAGAUGGCCCCAACAGCUACACCCAGAACUCCAAGCUCCAGGAAGCAGGAUCAGAUGUGGCAAAGGUGUUGUUAAGCAAUUCAAUAAAAGCAAAUCUUCAAAUUGGUAGCUUCUGUGAAGGUAGCUUCUGUGAAGAUUCUAACCAGAAAGCUUUCACUAUUGUUGAUUAUGGCUGUUCAGUUGGACCAAACACUUUUGCUUCUGUUCAAACUAUAUUGAACUCAGUCCAGCUCAAGUUCAAGAUUCAUGGCAUCAAGUCAAAAAAACCGGAAUUUCUUGUGUUUUUCAAUGACCAUAUUAGCAAUGAUUUCAACACCCUCUUCCAAGCCCUUCCUGUAGACAGAAAAUACUUUGCUGCAGGAGUGGCAGGCUCCUUCCAUGAACAAUUAUUCCCCAAGGCCUCUGUUAAUUUCGUGCAUUCGGCUUUUGCGCUUCAUUGGUUAAGAAACGUUCCUGAUGAAGUGAUGAAAGUAGACUCAGUUACAUGGAACAAGGGGAGAGUUACUUAUGUUGGGAGUCCUGAUGAAGUUGUUAAGGCUUAUGCUGCUCAAUUUUCAAGAGACAUGGAGGCAUUUUUGAAGUCGAGGUCGACGGAGAUGGCAGAAGAUGGAUUGCUGGCCAUUCUGAUGCCAUGCCGGCCUGAGGGAACCGCCCCUGCUGACUCUAUUCCAAUGCAAGUCUUUGCUUGUUUGGGUUAUGCACUUGGAGAUAUGGCGAAGGAGGGUAUAGUGGAUGAAGCUCUUGUGGACUCGUUCAAUCUUCCCAUUUUCAUACCAACUGCAUCUGAAGUAAAAGAUUUGGUUUCCAAAAUUGAUUGUUUCAGCAUUGAAGAGGUUGAGGAGACAUAUUACCCACCCAUGCUUAGUACUCCUGAGGAUGCUCAGCGUCAUAGUGCACAUCUCAGAGCAGCCAUUGAAGUUAUCCUAAGCAAGCACUUUGGUUCUGAAGUCAUUGAUGAACUUUUCCAAAGGUACGCGGCGAAGAUUUUCGAAUUCUCCAAGAAGCCUGCCUUUACCCGAAUUGAGAAGUUGGAAAAUUUGUUCAUGUUUGUUAAGAAGAAUGCAGUCUCCAACUAACAUUCCAUUUUACAGUGUGGAGGAAUUUUCUCGCUGCUGUUGUUUCCUGAUGUUACUGUUGCUAUCAAUCUCAAUUUUCAGUGUCAAUUUGUAUUAUCAAGACCUUGAAUCCACGGCAAUAUGCCAACUUGUUCCAUUUUUGCACCAUUUACAUACAUAUAGCAGGUUUUGUUUUA
Molecule: messenger RNA, 1372 nt
Organism: Tripterygium wilfordii
Lineage: Eukaryota; Viridiplantae; Streptophyta; Magnoliopsida; Celastrales; Celastraceae
Product: loganic acid O-methyltransferase-like
Exons: 3
Coding region: 93-1196 (367 amino acids)
Biological process (GO): methylation
Molecular function (GO): S-adenosylmethionine-dependent methyltransferase activity
Source: RefSeq, a predicted model, not a curated record